ACGGGGCCGACCGCGCCUGCGCGUUGAGUUUCCGGAAGGUGGUGCUUCGAGAAACGGGACAUCGCGGCCGCUGCUUUUCAAAGCGGAUCCGGGAGUUGCUACUGUUGUCGCCGCCAUGAGUCGCAACUACAACGAUGAGCUGCAGUUCCUGGAAAAGAUCAAUAAAAACUGCUGGAGAAUCAAGAAAGGCUUCGUGCCCAACAUGCAGGUUGAAGGAGUUUUCUAUGUGAAUGAUGCUCUGGAAAAAUUAAUGUUUGAGGAAUUAAGGAAUGCCUGUCGAGGUGGCGGUGUCGGCGGCUUCCUGCCUGCCAUGAAACAAAUUGGCAAUGUGGCAGCCCUGCCCGGGAUUGUUCAUCGAUCUAUUGGGCUUCCUGAUGUCCAUUCAGGUUAUGGGUUUGCUAUUGGGAAUAUGGCAGCCUUUGAUAUGAAUGAUCCUGAAGCAGUGGUGUCCCCAGGUGGUGUCGGAUUUGACAUCAACUGCGGGGUCCGUUUGCUGAGAACCAAUUUAGAUGAAGGUGAUGUCCAGCCUGUGAAGGAGCAACUUGCCCAAGCUAUGUUUGAUCACAUCCCUGUUGGGGUGGGAUCAAAAGGUGUCAUCCCCAUGAAUGCCAAAGACUUGGAAGAGGCCUUGGAGAUGGGUGUGGACUGGUCCCUAAGAGAAGGUUACGCCUGGGCUGAAGACAAGGAGCACUGUGAGGAGUAUGGAAGGAUGCUGCAAGCUGACCCCAAUAAGGUCUCUGCGAGGGCUAAAAAGAGAGGCCUUCCUCAGUUGGGGACCCUGGGAGCAGGUAACCACUACGCAGAAAUCCAGGUUGUGGAUGAGAUUUUCAAUGAGUAUGCUGCCAAGAAAAUGGGCAUUGAUCAUAAAGGACAGGUGUGUGUGAUGAUCCACAGUGGAAGCAGAGGCUUGGGCCACCAAGUAGCCACAGAUGCCCUAGUUGCUAUGGAAAAAGCCAUGAAGAGAGACAAGAUUAUAGUCAAUGACCGUCAGUUGGCUUGUGCUCGAAUCGCUUCCCCGGAGGGUCAGGACUACCUGAAGGGGAUGGCGGCGGCUGGGAACUAUGCCUGGGUCAACCGAUCUUCCAUGACCUUCUUAACCCGUCAGGCUUUCGCCAAGGUCUUCAACACAACCCCUGAUGACCUGGACCUGCACGUGAUCUAUGAUGUUUCUCACAACAUUGCCAAAGUGGAGCAGCACGUAGUGGACGGAAAGGAGCGGACACUGCUGGUGCACAGGAAGGGGUCCACCCGUGCUUUCCCGCCUCACCACCCCCUCAUUGCUGUGGACUACCAGCUCACUGGACAACCAGUGCUCAUUGGUGGCACCAUGGGAACCUGUAGUUAUGUUCUUACUGGCACUGAGCAGGGCAUGACUGAGACCUUUGGAACAACCUGUCACGGAGCGGGCCGUGCAUUGUCCCGAGCAAAAUCUCGACGUAAUUUAGAUUUCCAGGAUGUCUUAGACAAAUUGGCAGAUAUGGGAAUUGCAAUUCGUGUUGCCUCACCAAAACUGGUUAUGGAAGAGGCUCCUGAGUCCUAUAAGAAUGUGACGGAUGUGGUGAACACCUGCCAUGAUGCUGGAAUCAGCAAGAAGGCCAUUAAACUGAGACCAAUUGCCGUUAUCAAAGGAUAGGACGCUGACCGUGGCCACCAGACACCACCGACCCUCACUGAGGUAGAAGUGGACUGAAAUGCUUUUCGGACAUCAGACUCAAGAGACCCGACAGGUUCCAAGGCUUGUGUCUGUGGCUGCCCAUUCCAAAAUGGCUGACAGAAGGCUGCUGCUUCAGGGGCCAUGGUUGUGCCAUUACCUUCAGGGAGGAGUCACGUUGCCCCCAUUUGGGAACAGAUGUGAUCUUCCUCCCUGGUAGUCCCACAGAUUUUUAGGGAAAUCUAGGCGGGUGGGGAUAGGUCAGGAAACUGCCUUACUGAGUCAUACAAGUCUUUAUCUUAAUCAUCAGAAUGGACUUCUCAACACCUAGCUCUCGCUCCAUCCUGAGAGGUGUCAUGAAGAACAUUCUAUUAAAUAAGAAGGUUUUGGAAUAUUUUCUUGCUGCUCUCCUUUUGUCACUUUGUUUAUUCAUCCACCAUCUAUCCCCUUUUCCUGCACUGAGCAAAACCCUAAAUAGCACUCUUAGUACCUACGGGGUCAUUUCAGGAUAUUAGAUGAACGCAUAAUGGGACAUAUAAAGGAGGGAAUAUGUGGAAGUGUAGGAAUAGGGACCCAAAAGAUAAAAUAAUUUUUCAUAGACUUGCUACCUUUCUCUUUCUAAAUGUAAGGCAGAGUUUUGACUUACCUGCAAAAUGGCAUCAGCUAGUAUCUGUCAUUAAUUAGGCCUGGUCUGGAAAACUUUUGUUGAAUAACAGUUUGCACGGCAGCAGCAGAGAGCCACGCAUAACACUGAAUAUCUUUACAUUGGUGAUCCAAGUAUUAUGAAAGCAGUAAAUGACCACAUCUGUUAAUGGUUGCUGUGCUGACAGAUUGACUGGUCUUGGGCGACCUCAUUAGAUUUCAUGUUAUAUACUGUGACACCUCAAAGAUGUUAAAUAAUAUGGGUUAUUAAGGCCUUGGUUGAGUCCAAAUAGCCAGUAUAUAAUAGAAAAUAGAAAAAUAGAAAAAUUUAAUAAAGUUUCAAUAUGUUCUUUAUAUUUUGGGCUUAAUAAUUUAUAGCUUAGGACAGUUAGUAUCUAUACUUGAAUCACUUUGGACAGCGUUGCUAUUUUCUGAUUUUCUCCCAAGGUGCUUUCAGAGACUCACCCUAAAAAAUAUUCUUUCCUAAAACUUAUCCCUCAACUUAACUCCCCAUUGGAGUAUCUUCUAGAUGCUAUUUGGAAGGCUGGAGAAAAGUAGACUUCCUCUGAAAAGUGUAUGAUAUGAAAUAAUAGCAUGUCUUUAAUCUGAGCACUCAGUAACUUAAAAUACUUUUGAUGGUAGAGUUUGAACGUUAUCAAUAAAUAAGUUAGGAAUCUUAGCACAAUAAUUGUAGGUCACUUAUACCUUCAGAUCAGACCAGUGACUGUUGUACACAAAUGACUUAAGGAUACAAGUUACCAGUGAACGCUGGAGGGCGUUUAGAGAUGAGAAAGAGGCUUCUGGCAGGUGCUAGAUUCUGUGGAGAUGGGACAACACUGGCGUGUCUGUGUAGGCACCCUCUCACUGAGCUUGCCUGAUGACUAAUUCAAAGCAGUGUCCCAAAACUAACUGACGUCAGUGCAAGAAAUGCUGCAGAUCCACUUUAUUAGAUGUCUUGAAAGUUACUCUUCAGAGAGGUGAGGAGGAGAAAUAAAGAAAAUGAAUGGUUUAUGCAGUGGCAUUUCUGCUGUCUAAGCGUUUCUAUGUGUAGCAUUUCCAGUGAAGUUGGCCCUAUUAAUGAUCAUAGAAAGAAGUGGUUAAUAUUUUGAGUUCAAAAAGAAAGGUGCAAACAUUAUUUUCUUUGUUCUAAAGAUAUUUUCCAAUUUGAGACAAAAAGCCACUUUAAAAUAAAUGUUCAAAUGAAGCUGAAGUAACCAGCUGUUUUUAUUGCCUGGAGUAAAAAUACAUGUGCACAGCUGGGACUGCCCUUUGAUAAGGCACCGUCUGCUUCUCUCAGGUAUGAAGACGAGUCUUAACACUGUGCACAUCUUGAUCCCUUUUUCAGGCAUCUAAAGUCAGUCGGUUUAUAAUUAAUAUUCUCAAAAGCACUGACAUUCACACACUGAUAAUAGGCUGUAUCAUUCAAUUAUCAGCAUAUGGUUAGGAAACCCAAUUCAUGAGACAAAAAAAUAUGAACACUCAUUUUCCAACUUUGUGAAUAUUUCAUGGAGCAACAAGGAAGUGAAGAUUUAAAUAUUGAAUAAAAUUUUCCAGAUCUUAAGACUUGCCCACGUUGAUCUUCAUAUAACCUUUGAAAACUUGAGCACAAGAUAACGUUUUUUAGCUUUUUCUAUUUUUUCUGCUUAAGAUUUCAUUUUUUUCCUUCAUGUUCAUCUUGAAGUAUUUCUCUUAUUUAUGAAAAUUGCUUGUUAGCAUCAUCUGUAUGACAGAAACAUUUACAGCUCUGUGCCUGAUACUCCAAUGCCCAACUCACAGCCCAUUCUGUCCUUAUUUCUUACUUAUGUUCUUAUUUUCGCAUCUGUUCCAGUGCUAAACUAUAUGGGAAUUUCAUGUUGUCCAGAGAGCAUGUUGUGUGCUAUUAAUUAUCAGUCAGGCACCUUGGAGUAUGCCAAGUCCUUAUGCCAGAUUCUGAUCUUUAAAAGCUCUUGCUCUAAAACUACCAUCUGAAACACCAGAGAUCCAAGACGAUUAUGUUAUAAGGGAGUCGUGCUACAGAGAAGUGAAUGGUGAUUUCGAUUGUAACUUGCAGAUAGGUAGUAAAUGAACGAAGUGCCAAGCAUUAGAUAAUGACAUUUAACAUGACCAAUGGUGGGACUAGUGUUAUCUGGUGUGAGGCAGAGAGGAACACAGCAUCAUCUCUGAGAUGUUCCUGUUGAGAAUAUACGGCCUGAGUCUGGUUGUGAGCAAACAUCAGAUGGACCCAAAUAAAGGGCCCUCCUACAGAAAGAAGGCCUGUGCACUCAAAACGCAAGGAAAUGAAAAGCCAAGGAAAGGCUGACAAACUGUUCCAGAGUCUGAACAAACAUGACAACUGAAGGAAGGCAAUACAUAUUCUUAGACAGGAUCCUGGACCAAAAAGGAAAAACUGACAUUGUUGGAACAGUUGGUGAAAAUUGAAUAGGAUCUGUAAAUGGGUCAGUAGUGAUGUCAAGGUUGAUUUCUUGAUUUCUUGGUUAUGCAGGGUAGUGUCCUUGUGUGAUAUUGUGAUUAUAUAAUAAAUCUGUUUGGUCUUCAUUUCA
Molecule: messenger RNA, 4833 nt
Organism: Pteropus alecto (black flying fox)
Lineage: Eukaryota; Metazoa; Chordata; Mammalia; Chiroptera; Pteropodidae
Gene: RTCB
Product: RNA 2',3'-cyclic phosphate and 5'-OH ligase
Exons: 12
Coding region: 116-1633 (505 amino acids)
Biological process (GO): tRNA splicing, via endonucleolytic cleavage and ligation
Cellular component (GO): nucleus; tRNA-splicing ligase complex
Molecular function (GO): RNA ligase (ATP) activity
Source: RefSeq, a predicted model, not a curated record